Hyposmocoma kahamanoa is the source of this 1725-nucleotide messenger RNA. RefSeq names its product peroxidasin-like. The transcript has 13 exons. Gene Ontology annotation, cellular component: axon; plasma membrane. The coding region runs from base 166 to 1668 and encodes 500 amino acids. Gene Ontology annotation, molecular function: cell-cell adhesion mediator activity. Lineage: Eukaryota; Metazoa; Arthropoda; Insecta; Lepidoptera; Cosmopterigidae. Gene Ontology annotation, biological process: axon guidance; homophilic cell-cell adhesion; dendrite self-avoidance. The record is from RefSeq and is a predicted model, not a curated record.
CCUCGCCGCCCGCCACCACCCAUCGAGGCCGAAGACAGACCACGGCCGAAGCCGUACUUGUGGUGGAAGGGGGAUGAGAAGCUUAGUCCGAAAUGGGUAACUCCAUCAGGAGCGUUGGAGGUGGCAAAACGACGAGAUGGGGGCGAUGGGGUGUACCGGUGUGCCAUGCGGCAUUAUGGCGGCUUGAUUAUGGGAUACCCCGUGCAUUUGAAGUUUGCUUCCAUGGAGAAGCAGUUUACAAGCAACCCUGAAAAUGUGACGGCUCGGAGAGGACAACCUGUGGCUCUGUCAUGCGUUAUCAGCUCAGCACCGGCCGCUGAACUCCUCUGGCUGAGAAACGAAGAGGCUCUCCCUGAUGGUGACAGGUACCACACGCUGUCGAGCCAGCUGCUGAUCACAGAUGUCACCAGCGCAGACGCUGGCGAAUACAGAUGCAUAGCAACAAACCCUCAACUAAACAAAACCCGGACGAGCCGCUCUGGCCAUCUACAAGUGACGGUUCAUGCCGAGGAUCAGGAGCCGUCGUUUCUGCCAGUCUAUGUGGAACAAAAUAUUGCAGUGGCGAGAGGUAGCAGAGUGAUUCUGCCGUGUCCCGUUACAGGGUGGCCACGGCCCAAAUUGAUCUGGGAGCAGUCGCUUCCGGGCGGCAAAACGGCAGAGUUGGAAGUGACAGACGAAGUAUUCGUCAUUCACAGCCUGGAGUACGACCAGGAGGGCACUUACACCUGCUCCGUUGUGGGCCACAGUGAACUAACUAAGACCUUCAAUGUUACAAUAACAGAGCCACCGGAAAUCACGAUCCCUCCAGCAGGGAAAGAAGUGCUGCGAGCGAGCACUGUUCGCUUCAACUGCACGGCGAGUGGACGACCGGAGCCAAACAUCAGUUGGUACAAGAAUUGGACUCUACUGACGAUGGCAGGCCGGAUCAAUUUGAGGAAAUCGGCAGACGGGCAACGUAAUGAACUUGUGAUUAGCGGCGUUACUUCUGAUGACGCAGGCGUUUACCAAUGCUUCGCCCAGAACGUCGCAGGUGUGGCCUCGGCCUGGGCGAUUCUGAACGUGACCGGCGAGGACGCAGCGGCUCCGACAAACGUGCGGUGCUGGCCGAUCAGCGACCGCAAAGUCGCCGUCAAGUGGGAUUCGCCUACCGUUGGCGAAGUCAUCGCUUACACUGUCCACGGCACGCUACAAUCAAAAACCGGGCUUAAUGUACCUGCUAAACCUGUAACGGAUACGGAAGAGAACAUAACUGUUGACGCCUCUUUGACUCCUUACCGGUUUCAAAUUCGAUCGUAUAUGCAUCCUAAAUCUCCUAGCAAAAAUGUUGCCAGCGACCCUUCUGCAGCUGCCGUUUGCCAAGGCCAAGGAGUGCCGAUAAAAAUGGCAAAGCUGGAGGACGGGAAGAUCCUGGUUUCCUGGAAGCAGUUUUACGAAGACAACCCUGGGGUGGUGCAAUGGAUCUUACAGCACAGGCUACAGGACACCAGCGACGAAAGAAACAUUACUCUUGAUGGAUCUGUUUACAAUUAUACUUUGCCUGCUUCCUCCAAUGGACCUCAGCAAAUUCGCGUUCUCGGGUCUCGGAGUCUGAAGUGGCUGCGUCAGGACUUGUCAUUGGUGCCCUGGGUGUCCACAGCCAGCGCGGGCCGCGAUCUUGAAGCCGGGUGAGGUUCUGGGAUCCAACUCCACUGUUUGAUCAAAUUAUAAUUAAAUAACUACUCGUAU